Fragaria vesca subsp. vesca is the source of this 2115-nucleotide messenger RNA. RefSeq names its product heat shock factor protein HSF8-like. Gene Ontology annotation, molecular function: RNA polymerase II cis-regulatory region sequence-specific DNA binding; DNA-binding transcription factor activity. The transcript has 2 exons. Gene Ontology annotation, biological process: regulation of transcription by RNA polymerase II. Gene Ontology annotation, cellular component: nucleus. Lineage: Eukaryota; Viridiplantae; Streptophyta; Magnoliopsida; Rosales; Rosaceae. Bases 128 to 1654 code for a protein of 508 amino acids. The record is from RefSeq and is a predicted model, not a curated record.
UACACAUCACCACCGCUCCUCUCCACCCCCAAUCAAUCAAUUAGAGUUUAACCAAUUCCAAAAUGUCCUCCUCCCCAAAACCCUAGCCCUAUAAUUCUCCCCUCAAUACUACUCUUAAUCAACGCUCAUGGUCGGUACUAGUACCAACCCCGACGAGUCAACCGCCCAGACUUCGGCGGCGGGGGGUUCGGAUUCGGCUCCGGCGCCGACGCCGUUACUGAACUCGAACGCGCCGCCGCCGUUCUUGAGCAAGACGUAUGACAUGGUGGACGACCCGGCGACCGACCCGAUUGUGUCGUGGAGCCCCACCAACAACAGCUUCGUGGUUUGGAACCCGCCGGAGUUCGCCCGGGACCUCUUGCCUAAGUACUUCAAGCACAAUAACUUCUCCAGUUUCGUCAGGCAGCUCAACACUUAUGGAUUCAGGAAAGUUGAUCCUGACCGCUGGGAAUUUGCAAAUGAGGGCUUUCUGAGGGGUCAAAAGCAUCUUCUAAAGAGUAUCAACCGGCGAAAACCUGCACAUGGACAUAGUCUUCAACAGCCACAGCAACCAUCACAUGGACAGAAUUCAGUAGCUGCAUGUGUAGAGGUAGGAAAGUUUGGUCUCGAGGAAGAGGUUGAGAUGCUUAAGAGGGACAAGAAUGUGCUUAUGCAGGAACUUAUCAGGUUGAGGCAGCAGCAACAGUCUACUGAUAAUCAGCUGCAAACAAUGGUCCAACGUCUUCAAGGUAUGGAGCAGCGGCAGCAACAGAUGAUGUCAUUCCUUGCAAAGGCUGUGCAGAGCCCUGGUUUCUUGAAUCAGUUUGUGCAACAGCAAAAUGAGAGCAACAGGCGCAUAACUGAAGUCAAUAAGAAACGGAGACUCAGGCAGGAAGGAAUUGCUGAAAAUGAGCGUUCUGAUACUCCUGAUGGACAGAUAGUUAAGUACCAGCCUCCGAUGAAUGAAGCGGCUAAGGCAAUGCUCAGGAAGAUUAUGAAAACAAAUACUUCUUCCCAGCUGGAUUCUUUUAGCAACCAUCUUGAGAAUUUUUUGUUAGGUGAGGGUACAUCAUCAUCCAGUGCAGUAGAGAGUGGGAGCUCUUCAAGUCAUGCGUCUGGAGCUACACUUCAAGAGGUCCCGCCUACUUCAGGGCAUGGGCCGUUUCCUGCGAUUUCAGAAAUAGAAUCUUCUCUUAAGGCUACAAACUCUGGAGAAGUUAUGAGAGAUCCAUUCUUGGAUAUGAAUGUCCUCAUUGGAGCACAAGAGGCACCGGCAGUUCCUAUUUCUCAGGAAGUAGUCCCUGAGGUUUCUCAGGUACAAGGUAUGGCAAAUGGAGGUGUAAUUGGUAUUCCUGAAGGAAAUGCAACACCUGAGGCAGGUGUUGGACUUAUUCAAGACAUGGCCCCUGAAGCUGGUGAUGGAUUUAUUGACUCACCAUUUGAUUUUAUGUCCCUAGAUGUUGAUAGUAUUCCCCAUGAUGACCUUGAUGCAUUGAACUUGUGGGAUCUUCUUGAACAAAGUCCUGUGCCUGACGAAAUGGAUUCAACCUCUGCAGAAGCCAUACCUGUGGGAAAUGAAGUGCAGCUGACAGAGAAUGGAUGUGAUAAAACCCAGAACAUGGAUAGGCUUACUGAACAAAUGGGAAAUCUAAAAUCAAAUACUAAAGGGGUUUGAUCGUGUUUACUAAUGUACAUUAGGUACAGACAUCGUCCGAGGUAAACCCCCCAGACACAUACUAAGUAGAUCAUAUCAAUCACUUGGUCCCUCUUAUAUGGUCAUUGGAAAAGCAGCUUUGCCUUCUGUAUCAUUUCAUCCUGGCUUUAUUUUGCACAUAUGGGACAUGUUUUUGUUGUCAUUUCCCCUAGUCUCCUUAGUCUUCUUUAGUAGUCAGUGUUGAAUGAAGGCAGUGGACAUAGUUGUUUUAGAGGCUAAAACUUUUGAUCUUUGAUCUUUGUUGUACAGGUUGAUGUCCGGCUCUAGGUAGAGUCAGACACAGCCUUUGUUUCAAAGUAAUUGCUCCCAAGGGAGGCUUGUUUCUUGAACCAGUUCAUGGUUGUUGCUUCGUUUGACGUUGGUUGUACUAACAUCCUUGUUAUCACAUCCUUUGCUCUUGAAAUCAUAGCACUAAUAUCUGC